Gavia stellata (red-throated loon) is the source of this 177-nucleotide messenger RNA. It is a transcript of the gene MTLN, whose product is annotated as mitoregulin. Bases 1 to 177 code for a protein of 58 amino acids. Gene Ontology annotation, biological process: positive regulation of mitochondrial membrane potential. The transcript has a single exon. Lineage: Eukaryota; Metazoa; Chordata; Aves; Gaviiformes; Gaviidae. Gene Ontology annotation, cellular component: mitochondrial inner membrane. The record is from RefSeq and is a predicted model, not a curated record.
AUGGGGCCGGAGGCGCUGCGGCCGCGGGCCGUGCGCUGGGCGCUGCUGGCCGCCUUCGCGGCCGGGGUGCUGGUGGGCUGGCAGGCGGGCCGUGCCCGCCGCCGCUUCCUCCGCUGGCGCCAGCGCCGCCUCCAGCGCCGCCUCGCCGCCGCCCAGGAGCAGCUGGAGGCGGCCUGA